Messenger RNA from Chelmon rostratus (copperband butterflyfish), 2759 nucleotides. Its product is annotated as seipin-like. The transcript has 9 exons. The record is from RefSeq and is a predicted model, not a curated record. Gene Ontology annotation, cellular component: endoplasmic reticulum membrane. Gene Ontology annotation, biological process: lipid droplet organization; lipid storage. Bases 690 to 1868 code for a protein of 392 amino acids. NCBI's taxonomy places the organism in Eukaryota, Metazoa, Chordata, Actinopteri, Chaetodontiformes, Chaetodontidae.
CAGACUUCGGGGAAAGGAGAGGUAAUUUCCUAACAGCUCAUAGUUGGCCAGAGGUGAGUUUUUUAUAGCAAGACAGACUACUGUUGCAGGCAUGCUGCUGUUGUAUACCACAUGGACAUUUGAAUUAGACUGCCUUGUUGAAAUGCUGAUUUGGAUGUUGAGUUAAAAAUGCUUUAGUAUCCCAUCGCUAUAACCCUUACUGGCGUAACUCUUGAUCUGGAUAUGUGUUGAGCAAGUUGCAACUCCCUUCCUCUUUUGAAAUAUCAGCAAAUAUCAAAGUUACAUGAAAUGAGUAAAUAGACAGAUUAAAUUUACGGACACUUAGUGUCCACUGAGGACUAUCGAUAUAAUACCAUUGAUCUAUCAACAUUUUUAUACAAUACAAAUUGUGCUGAAACGUCCCAUUUCUUAUUUGCUUCUGUGCUUCUUGAUACAUGUAAUACAGUCAGAGCGCCAGUUGAGUUUGGAGUCAUCUGAUAUGAAAGGCCUCUGCUUGUGACUCAGAUUGGACUUGGUGGUUGCACAGCUCUCAGCACAAUCAACAUGUUGCUUGUGUUUUAUGCUCAAUGAGGUCAUAUCAUCAACCACACUGAGUUUUCUGCAGUGUGAAACAGACAGUGCUUGAGAUAUCUUUCUUUUUUCAGAGCCAGAAAACUUUUUCAGUGACAUUCCAGACUAAUCAAGUCAGCAUGAUCCUUUUGAUCACUUCUUUCGUUUACCUUUCAAAACAUGCUUGUAAUGUGGUUGCAUUUAUCUUCCUGGGUUUGUUUGUUUGUUUGUAUUUGAUCUUCGGUUUUGCAGCUGUUUCUGGUGUUAUGGAUCAAGAAAGUUAUUUGCGCCCAGGAGAUGAUGAACCAUCAGUCCUCAUUGGUCGGGCGCUGCUGAGGCUCCAGUAUUGUGUCGUCAUGGCGAUGCUACGCAUCCGUCAGAGAAUCAUACAGAGCUUUGUUGUGUUGUCUUUUGUCUUCCUGCUCCUCUGGACUGCCACCUUUUUAUACGGGAGCUUCUACUACUCCUACAUGCCCAAAGCAGCUUUUUCCACAGAUGUGCACUAUUACCACAGGACAGACUGUGACUCUCCUGCCUCUUUUUUAUGUUCUUAUCCAAUGGCCAACAUCUCACUGAUGAGGAACAAGAAACGCGUGCUGACAGUCGGCCAGGCCUAUCAGAUCUCUUUGCAGCUGGAAAUGCCUGAUUCUCUGGUCAAUCAGGAACUGGGGAUGUUCAUGAUCAAAAUAGCCUGUUUCUCCCAGGAUGGAGGGCAAGUUGCCUCCUCUGCUCGCUCUGCAAGACAACUGCCGUCCGCCUCCAGCUCUCGCUUUACCAUGCUGCGAUACCGUUCAGACCUGCUGAGGUACCUGGGAACGCUGCUCUUCCUUCCGGCGUUUCUGAGUGGAGUCACCGAGCAGAAGCAAGUGCUGGAGGUGGAGCUCUUCUCAGACUACAUGGACGACCCUUACGUCCCCUCGGCCACUGCUGUCAUUGAGAUCCUGUCCAACAGGGUGCAGAUCUACUCAUCUCACCUCUACAUUCAUGCUCAUUUCACUGGUAUACGAUACUUGUUGUUCAACUUCCCUCUUCUAUCUGCACUUGUGGGUGUGUCCAGCAACUUUGUCUUCCUCAGCCUCCUCUUGGUCCUCAGCUACAUGCGGCUGUUAAGAUUUGAAUGGGGUCUAGAGCAGUUCAGAACAGAUGGACUGCUGUCAGAUAGGGAGAAUAACAUGAACUACAACCAGCAAGAGGAUGAAAAAGAUGCAGCUGCAGGUGCUGCAGAGCUGCUGGGUCCCCUCCAGAUAACCCCCACAAAUCUGAGCCAGGAGAAGCCCCAUUUGCACUUUGGUGACGGCACAGAGGUGCAUAACAGAUAGAUAGAUACAUGGUCAAUAAAUGAAUCAGAGGCAGCCUGAGGCCAUUAAUAUAGGAUAGGGAGAAGAGCCAGAUGCAAGGAUGAAGACUGAAGAGGAAUACUAUGCGGUUGAAAAUGACUCACAGAGCUCCCGCACACCACCGACUGACAGACUUGUUGAUGGCCUGAGCUGCCCUGUUUGAGCUAUCUCACACAGGUGUUUCAACUUUAAUGUCAGGACCCAAUGACUUAUGGGACUGACUUAUCAGAAACUUUAUCACUUCGUACAAAUCUCUCAUUGUCAUUUUUGUUACUUUUAUUUCUUGAAUACACAGGACGGUAUGAAAUAAAUCACCAUAUGAAUAAACAGUCAAAACAUGUAAUGCAGCCAUGGAAAAGUGAAUUGCUAUUUCCACCUGCUUCUUUUCACAGUAAUAUAGUAUUUUGUGAGUUAUUUGUAUUUCAUUCCAUAAGUUCAUUCCAUUAAUUCUGCUCUAAUGUCAUAAUGCAGUUUUCCCCAAUGUCCAUUUUUAUUUAUGUGUGAGUUUUAAAAAUGUAUUAAUUAGUUUGACAUUUUCAUGGUUAUACCACAUAUUAGACCUGUAUUUAUUUGCAUAUAAAUAUAUAUUUAUUUAUCUAACAUUGAACAGUCUGGGUCUCCAUUCAUUUGAAGUAAAUACACAAAAAAGAUAUUAAAAAUUAAACAAAGACCAGCUGUUUCCUGUUUUCCUGUUUUUUUUUCCAGCUCUGAAAUGUUAAGGUCGCAAGUUCUACUAUGAUGCAGGCUGACAUGCCACUUUAAAAUGUCAACCUGUUUGUUUGCAUCUCUUUUAACUACAGAAAAAUAUCUUCAGUUGUUCAAGUUUUAAGCCACAAUGUGUAUUACUUGGCUGUGAAUUCCUUAUAAAGCACA